AUGGCUUCUGGUGGGCAGCCACAGUUCCGGUACACGCAGCCGCCGUCGAAGGUGCUCCACCUGCGGAAUCUGCCAUGGGACUGCACUCCUGAGGAGCUGGUCGAGCUGGGUACCCCCUUCGGCAAGGUCGUCAACACCAAGUGCGGCGUCGGCGCCAACCGCAAUCAAGCAUUCAUCGAAUUCGCUGACCAAAAUCAAGCAAUUGCCAUGAUAUCAUAUUACGCAUCGUCAGCAGAGCCAGCACAGGUAAGAGGGAAAAAUGUGUACCUUCAGUACUCCAAUAGACAGGAGAUUAUCAACAACAAGACAACUGGGGAAGGUUCAGGCAACGUUUUGCUUGUGGGAAUGGAGGGUGUGGCGCCAGAUUCUGUCAGCAUUGAUGUUCUACACGUGGUAUUUUCUGCUUUUGGAUUUGUUCAUAAGAUAGCUACCUUUGAGAAAGCAUCUGGUUAUCAGGCAUUAAUUCAGUUUUCUGAUGCUGAAACUGCAACAUCUGCAAAAGCUGCACUGGAUGGUAGAUGCAUUCCUAGCUAUUUGCUACCAGAACUGGAUGGGGCCUGCACUUUGAGAAUAACCUAUUCAGCACACAGUGUUCUCAACGUCAAGUAUCAGAGCCACAGGAGUAGGGACUUCACUAAUCCUUACCUUCCUUUUCUGGACUCUGCUAAAGAUGGCUCUGGAGUGGAUGGGAAAAAGCAGGAAGCAGAGAGCAAUAUACUGCUUGCAUCUGUUGAGAACAUGCAAUAUGUUGUUACAAUAGAUGUGCUUCAUGAGGUCUUUUCAGCUUUUGGAUUUGUACAGAAGAUUGCUAUUUUCGAGAAGAAUGGCUUCCAAGCAUUGAUCCAGUAUCCAGACAUUCAAACUGCGGUUGCAGCAAAAGAAGCACUAGAAGGACACAGCAUCUAUGAAGGUGGCUACUGCAAACUGCACCUCACAUUUUCACGCCAUACUGAGCUUAACGUUAAGGUUAACAAUGAGCGAGGUAGAGAUUAUACCAAGGGGAGUGUCACUCCAAGCAGUGAUCAACCUUCCAUUCUUGGUCCUCAGCCGAUACCAAACGUUGGUGCUGCCAUUCCACCAGCACAGGGUAGUGUACCUUCUGCAGCCACCAAUUCAGUAAUGCCACCAGGAGAUCCAUCAGUCGCUGUACCUUCUAAUCCUUCCAGUGAGCCACUCCUGCAAGCACCUGUUGUUUCCUUGGGUGGACCUGCACAGUACCCUAGCCAGGCCAUCCUACAAGCCCCACCUGGUGUUGCUCCACAGUUCCCAGGCUAUGGUGCCCUGCAGUUUGCUCAGGGCUCAGCUCAAGCUCAAAUGGUGCAGCCUUCAGGCCAAGGAAGUCAACAGAUGUCAAGUCAUGUAAACUAUCAGCUACCUCCAGGUUCAGCCCAAUUCAUGCAGUAUCUCGGCAACGGAAGCCAUCCACUUCCAAACGCACCUGGGCCACAAACAAUGCCUUACCCUGCCCUCGGUGGGCAGCAGCUACCGCCGGGUCCUCAGAUGAUGCAAGCUCCAGGUUUUGGAGGCCUGCCGUUUUCACAAGGUCCAGGACAACCAAUGCCACAGUUCCCAAUGUAUGGUACCCAGCAGUUUCCUCCGGGUAUGGAGCCCCAGAUGAUGCGCUUCCCUGAUCAGCGAGGCCAGCAGUUUACAUUUGCACCUCGGGGUCCAUAUGGUCAUUAG
This is a messenger RNA of Miscanthus lutarioriparius, 1683 nucleotides long. The record is from the annotation of a GenBank genome assembly. Lineage: Eukaryota; Viridiplantae; Streptophyta; Magnoliopsida; Poales; Poaceae.